UUAGUCCUGCUUGGAUGGGAGACCACCAGAAAAUACCAGGUGCUUCAGGCUAUAUUUCAGAGGAAGGUAAUGGCAAAGCCACUUCGGAGUAUUCCUUGCCUAAGAAAACCCCAUGAAAUUCAUUGGAUGACCAGAAGUCAAGAGGCGACUUGAAGGCUGUACAUGCCAACAUUCAUAUUUGUUAUGCCAAUGAGAAAACACAAAAUCACACCUUGAGGCUUAUUUUUCCUCUUUGAACCACAUGAUGGCAUCAGAGGCUGUUAGUUCCCAAAGCCACAUUCUUGCAACUUUGGAGAGAACAGCGAAUGUUCAUAAUUUUUUGGCACAUUACUUGUUCUCAAAUUGUUGGCUGUCCCAACACUCCCAUCCCAUCCCAAAUAAUUUAUGUUAAUGUAUUCUGCUCCCUGCCUCUUGGCAGCUGCUCAUCCUGACAGCCAGCUCCUCUUCCAAGCAGGAAUCCUCUUCAGAUGCUUCUUGGGAUCUUAAAAGAAGAGGGGGGGAAAAUAACCAUUUCCACAAAUAAACAAGAGGGAUUUUCCAUCUGAAGCUGGCAUCAGUGUGUAUGUGUGUUUCCACCCACACUGUCCUUGCCUGUACUGCACUGUUUAUUGCUGGCUUUCUGCCGCUUCCCAUAGGAUUUGGAAGAAGAAAGUAACAUAUUUUAUUCAAAGACAGAAGAAACUCAGUGAUUCCCACCUAUGAGCAACUUUUUCCCAGUUGCAAAGUGAAUUCUGUGCUUUGGGGACCAGCAUUUUGGAUAAUAAGCACAUUUCGAGCUGAGAGAACAUCAUCAGAAGAUCCUUUGCCUCCUGUGGAAAAGGAUCUCUCAGGGGAUCUACUCUUCUGAGCUCUUGGCCUCUCUAAAUAUCUGGACCAACCCACCAAAGUCAAGCCUCUUUGACUUAGAAGAUCUACAGCAGAGGCACCACCCAAAGGAUCUGCUGAUUUACGUUUAUUUCGGGUCCUGAACAGAUUAGAAAGACCUAUAAACUCACCGGAUAUCUUUUCAACACAAGAUUUCAUACGUCUUUGGGUCACAUUUUGGGGCCUUACCUGUUUUUUGGUCUCUCAAGAUCUACAUCUCUGAAACGUUUGUGGGCUUUCCACCCAAACUUUAAUUUCGGUCACAUUUUACCCCUCCCUGCUCUUUUCAUUUUCACCACCAAUUUCUUGAUUUAGAGCUCCAUUCCAAGGGAGUAGGCAUUGUGCCAUUUUCCCAGCACAGUCAAGAUGUUCAGCUGGAUGAAGAAGAAUGAGAAGAAGACACCUGAGGUGAUCCGCACGGUUACGGAGGGCCUCAAGGACCUCUACAAGAGGAAGCUACUGCCAGUGGAGGAGUUCUACCGCUUCCAUGACUUCCAUUCACCAGCCCUGGAGGAUGCCGACUUUGACAAUAAGCCCAUGGUGCUGGUGGUGGGCCAGUACUCUACUGGUAAGACCACCUUCAUCAAAUAUCUGCUGGAACAGGAUAUCCCUGGGAGCCGCAUUGGGCCUGAGCCCACCACGGACUCUUUCAUUGCUGUGAUGCACGGCGAAACAGAGGGGAUCAUACCAGGCAACGCUCUCAUUGUGGACCCCAAAAAGCCCUUCCGAAAACUCAACCCCUUUGGAAACACCUUUCUUAACCGGUUCAUGUGUGCUCACUUGCCUAACCAAGUUCUGGAAAGCAUCAGUCUUAUAGACACCCCAGGGAUCCUGUCAGGUGCGAAACAACGUGUCAGUCGAGGCUAUGACUUCCCAGCCGUGCUGCAGUGGUUUGCUGAGCGUGUGGAUCUCAUCAUCCUCCUCUUUGAUGCCCACAAGCUGGAGAUCUCAGACGAGUUCUCAGAGGCCAUCCGGGCCCUCAAGGGCAACGAGGACAAGAUCCGGGUGGUCCUGAACAAGGCCGACAUGGUGGAGACGCAGCAGCUGAUGCGGGUCUAUGGUGCCCUCAUGUGGUCACUGGGCAAGGUGUUCAACACCCCCGAGGUGCUGCGUGUCUACAUUGGGUCCUUCUGGUCGGAGCCACUGAUGAUCUCUGACAACCGACGGCUCUUUGAGCUUGAGGAGCAGGACUUGUUCACGGACAUCCAGAACCUGCCCCGGAAUUCUGCCCUGAGGAAGCUUAAUGAUUUGGUCAAGAGAGCCCGUCUGGUCAGGGUCCAUGCUCACAUUAUCAGCCAUCUGAAGAGGGAGAUGCCUUCUGUCUUUGGGAAGGAGAACAAGAAGAAACAGCUCAUCAACAAACUGCCUGUUAUUUUUGCCAAGAUCCAACUUGAGCAUCACAUCUCACCUGGCGAUUUCCCCGACUGCAACAAGAUGCAGGAAAUGCUGAUGGUGCAUGACUUCACCAAAUUCCAUGGCCUGAAGCCACGCAUGGUGGAUGCUUUGGAUGAGCUGCUAACUCUAGACAUUGCCAAGCUGAUGCCGCUUUUGCGCCAGGAGGAGACAGAGGUCCCUGAGCAGAUUGUGCAUGGUGGCGCCUUCGAUGGCACCCGGAACGGUCCCUUUGUUGAAGGAGCAACCGAGGGGGCCUAUGAGGGGAUGGAUGAAGAUGAAUGGGUGGUGACCAAGGACAAACCCAAAUAUGAUGAGAUCUUCUACAACUUAUCCCCAAUGGAUGGCAAGCUGAGUGGCACAAAGGCCAAGACAUGGAUGGUCACCACCAAGCUGCCCAACUCCGUCCUUGGCAAAAUCUGGAAGCUCAGUGACGUAGACCGCGAUGGCAUGCUGGAUGAUGAGGAGUUUGCUCUUGCCAGCCACCUGAUUGAAGUCAAGCUGGAAGGACAUGGCUUACCAUCUGAUCUGCCCCGCCAUCUUGUGCCACCUUCUAAGCGCCGGCAGAAGGGGUCAGCUGAGUAAGGCUUUUCGAGAGCUUGCCUCCCAUCCCUACACCAGGCUUGAACUGCUCCAGUAAGCCCUGGUUCUUCUCCACCUUUUGAUCUUCCAACCAAGCCAGGCAUAAGAAGGUAUUUUAAAGGCUUUAAUUCCUCAAGAAGGUCUCAUACUUGCUUAGCAAACAUGUGCUGGAUUGCAUCAGGAGAUACUCCUUUCUUCAACUAAGCUUCAGUGCUACCUUCUGCUUUGUCUUCUGUCCCUACCAGACUCAAGAAGGCUUUGGUCUGCCUCAACAGGCUUUAGUUCUCUGUAGGCUUCACUCCUUCAGUUGAAACUACUUAAUUUGGUCUCAAGUUCAAGUCUACACUUUCAGCCUGCAUUCUAGAGAUGCCAAUGACCGAACAUCCAUCUGUAUUGGACUGGACUUUUCUAAGAUGUUUACCUUCCUCAGAAAUCAGACCCAAAGAGCUCCAUACUUACAAGUUUGUUGCAUAAGAACACUGCCUCCUCCAGCCCAGGCUCAGACUGUUCCAGGAGGCUGAAGCCUAAUCCACAUCAGUUUAAGUGAAAACCAAUUUCAAUUUCCAAACCAUGUUAAUUUUGACCUCAGUCCUGCUACCAGUUUAGACUCUAGCUGGCCCUAAUCCUCCUCCUGGGUCUCCUUAUCCAUUAGAAAUUACAAAAGUCUUGUCUACUUUAAGCCUCCCCUGGCAGGAACUCGGAGUGUGCAGCUAUUGACAGACAUGUGCUUUUGCAAUGUUGUCUGUGUGUUUGAGGGUGGAAGAAGAUGAAGCAGAAGCAUGAAGCAUGUUAGGAAAGAAAAGGCUAGAAAUGUUGUUGCCAACUUAUUCAAGCCCAUGAGCAAAUAGAAGUUAGGAAGGAAGUAUUUCUCUUAGCUACUUUGGCCUAAUUUUGGGGGGACAAGGUAAAAGUGGUCCAUCUUCCCAUAGCUGUGGUAAUGGAGAGGGAUACAAAAUGUGUCUCUAGGCCUACUGUUCCUUUCCAUUUGAUGCAUGUGUUCUCAUGAUACUGAUGUACAGGAUACAUGGGAAGGCUAUAGUUUUACUGGAGGAAGUGAAGGAGGGUGUAUGUUGGUUUUCUUCACCAUACAGACAAAAGUAUGCCUUCAUUAAGAAAGAAAAAUAUCAGUUUCUAAAGGGAUAAAAUUAUGAGGACGUCCUUAUCUGAUGGAAAGUCCCUCCUCACAGCAAGAACAUGGCCAGUAAGUGCAAAAACCAAGUUUGUGUUGGGCUGAGGACAGUUUUACAACUGAGCCAGGUAGGAUCUGGAAGGGGAUUUGUGGUGCUAGACCUUGAAUUCAGGGGGUAGGUAGUGGCAUGCUUUGGGCAAUAGUAGCUCAAUUGUAGUCUUUGAAUUGUUUCCCUGCACAGAGAGGGGAAUGUCAUAGGGAUUGGAGAAGGGUUUUGUUGUUGUUUUUUGGACUCAGCUCCCAGAAUUCCAAUGGAUUCUCAGUGACUAUGCUGUCAGGGGGAUUCUGGGAGUUACAGCUCCAAAAAGUAGCUUUUUCAAGCGUUGAAGUGCCCUCAGUUUGCAGGUGGAAUUGAAUGGUGUCAGCCUCCCUUCUUUCCAGAAGGGACUUAACAGAAAUGAGUCCCUUCUCUAGUAAUCCUUUACAUCUUUGGGGAAACCCAUGAGGGAUCAAUUUGUCAAUUAUUUAUACUUAAACAUUUUUAUCAUCACUAGGAAAAGGCACAAUUUGGACUUUUCAAUUGAGAUCCUGUCCACCAGGUGUGUAAAUUAUAAUUAGUCCAGUGUAGCCACAAUUCCAUAGCAUGAAAUUACACCACCAUAGGUAAACUGGGUUGUGCUGUUGUGCAACAAUUUGGCAGGUACUUGUGUCAUUGCAGAGUACUUCUGUACACUAAGAGCCAGCCUUUGAUGACAUCCUAAACAGCACAGAUACUUGCCCAAAACAGUUUGAAAAAGUGGGAUGGCAGAGGAUUAAUCAAGACUUUGAAAUCUAUUCUUCUGCAGGUUGGCAAGUGACCUGCCUUUUGGUGCUGGGGGUAACUCCUUCCCUCUUCCAUUCCCACCCAAGGCUUCAAAAUCUCCUUUUUUUGUUGUUACUUCAAAAGUUACUUUUUGAUUCUGGGAGUUAUAACCCCCAAAGCAACUGUUCCCACAUUCUGCUCCCAUUCACCCCAUCACACUUUAUGUGUCUUUUCCUUUACUAGGACAACCAAAAUCACACUUUGCUCACACAUGGCACAAUCACGAUGCUCCUUGUGUUCCAAGAAGAUAGAUAAACAACCGGCCUAGAAGGUAUACCUACACUACCAAUGUUUGUUAGUUUUAUAUUAAAUAUUAAAUAUUCCCAAUCUGUCUGGGAACUGCUACUUAGUCAAAGUGCUAAGAAGUCUUAAGAGGUUCCUAGUUCUUGACAUAAAACUGUAGUUCCCUGGGGAGAGAACAUCUUUGGUGUAGAACUGCUCCAGGAGUGGAAACUCUGGAGGGCUGGCCAUUGAGAGAUGCAAGGACUGCAUCAUCCACCCACAUUCUCAGGUUUAGCAGCUACAUCUCUAUAGUCCUCUGGAGGACUGUGAAAUACUUCUAGUCAGGGCUAUGUGUCUUCUUUACCAAAGAAUCCAGGAAACCACGUUCUGUCCUUAGCAGAGAUUGGAAAAAACACUUUUAUGAACUACGUUUCCUAGAAUACUAUGGAAUUUGGAACAUUGUCAUUCGCAAAAGUGACUUUUCCAAGCUCUGCUUCACACAACUUGUAGAAUAACCUUUCCCUGUUAUUCUCCAUGCAUUUUAAUAGUUGUAUUAAUGAAGGAGUAUUAGUUGCUGUAGUUUUAUUCAAGUUUAGAUCUUUUGAAAUUCCACGUUAAGGAAAAAGGAGGAAUGUGUGGGCCUCCAAAUGUUUCUGAAGUUCACCUCUCUCACCUUUUGCCAGCAUAGCAAGUGUGGCUUCUGAAAAAGUAAAUGUCGCUUUUUAGAGCCACUUCAGGUCAUUGGCUGAACUGCUGUGAUUUCACAGAUUUUACAAUACUCUUUCUAGUUAGAAUAGUAUGGACAGGCCAAAUGGUUCCUAUGAAGAACUAAAGCUGAAAAAGGGCCCCAGACAGUUAUAGGGACUGUGGAAGGGGCUUCAGGAGGAGAUCUUGGAACAAACUUCCAAAGGAGAUCUGGAUUUUACACAUUGAUUCCAAAUAACAAACUAAAGUCCUAGGCUCAAGUCUUCAGUUACAUAGGUUUGUAUAUUUUUGCUUAGACUUGCACACAUUUCUUGCUUCUCUUUUUUGGAUAUUUGCUUUCCAUUUUUAAAAUCUAUCUCCAAGGGGAUGAUGAAGAGGAAAAAUGGAUGUAAAAGAUUUCCAGCUAUUUCUUAAACUCUUAUGGUUUAGCAACUUGUUACUUCUGUUAUAGAUAAAAAGAGGUGUUUCUUGUUGUCAGAAAGUCCCGAUUUUGCCCUGGCACAACUAGUUUAGGGUUGUGUGUAACACACAAUACAUUCCAUCCACUGAUUAUAUUGUUUGGAAAGCAGAAAACUAUCAGUAGUACUGUCCAAAUCUACUGUUUUUCUCCAGCUGCGUUCAUCCAGUCUCUGGAGGGUAACCAAUCCAGGACAGGUUUAUUUUCAUGUGAAUACUUGUGUUUGAACUUUGCCAGAAAGAACAACUGUUCCACCAGUGUUGCUUUAUGUAAAAUGGUUUCUUCUGAUUCUACUGUACUUUUUUUUCUUUCACUGUAGUAGUUAGCUACCUACUUCCUUAUCACCGUUCACCAUCAAGUUUAUUAUUAUGGCAUUGCAGAAAAAAAUCACAUGCAUAUUCUCAUUUGAUAUGUAAACAGCAGCUUUUAUCUGCCUGUCUCUCUUGGAGUUUGCCUUGGGGAGAGUAAAGAGAAUUUGGGGAGAUUUCUGGGCUGGGUGGAAAAGACAAGGAACAAGGCAUGAAACCGACAAGCAGCCACAGAAGGCCUGUGUGAAAAUUUGCAAGGAUGCAUCCCUCCAACGUUUUACAGACUAAAACCGGGAUACAUGUGGCCAACAGUGUGUGCUCAGGAUGGAAAACUGCCACACCAGUUAAAAACACCGAUCUCUGCAACUCAAACCCCCACACUCCACAGCCAGAGCAAAUAAUGCAAAUUAUCUAUAGAAGGAAAAAACCCAAUACACUAUGAAUAUCCUUGUUUACAUUUGCUUAGUUUUAGCCUGAUUUGUUCUGCUGCCAAAGCGUAUCUGGCAUUCCUGCACCUGCAAGGUCAUCCCCAGUCACUUUUACUGUAGGGGAAGGUGGGAAACAUCUGCAUCCCACCACCACCCCAUUCUUUGGCACCGGCAAUAGCUGCCCCAUCUAGAAGGAUGCUAUGGCAAGAGGACUGGCAUGGCACCUCAGGAUGAAGGCAAUAUGUUUCAUUCCAGCUGGGUGGGAAGUCUAGGGAUCCUUGCUGUCCAAUGUUUCCUGGGGUCCAGCUGCCGACCUUCUUGCAAUCUUCCAGGGAUCCAGGGGUUGCAGUCUGAACUCUAGGAGGGCCUUGCUGCUUUUUGUGAUGUGCCUCUAACAGCAUUUCAGCUGGAAUAAAACGUUUAUUUA
This is a messenger RNA of Sceloporus undulatus (fence lizard), 7376 nucleotides long. RefSeq names its product EH domain-containing protein 2-like. NCBI's taxonomy places the organism in Eukaryota, Metazoa, Chordata, Lepidosauria, Squamata, Phrynosomatidae. Gene Ontology annotation, molecular function: protein binding; calcium ion binding; GTP binding. The coding region runs from base 1231 to 2841 and encodes 536 amino acids. Gene Ontology annotation, biological process: endocytosis; endosomal transport. The record is from RefSeq and is a predicted model, not a curated record. The transcript is spliced from 5 exons. Gene Ontology annotation, cellular component: plasma membrane; cytoplasm.